GGCGGCCAUUUUGUUUCUUUAUUGCAUGGUUUCGGAUAUCAGCUCAAAUCGUUGCUGUUGAGAUUUGUUAGGACCAGACUGACCGUCCCUCGCAAACAUAGGAUUGAUUGACCAGAACAAGAACAGCAACACAAAAAUGGAAGAAGAAGUGAACGAAACGACAGAAGAAAUCGCGAGAGAGAGCCCUGACGACGUCGAGAUACCCCUCGCCGGUGGAAACGAAUCGCGCCCAGCUGGAGAAGGAGGUAUUGCAUCUGCAUUGGAGCCAUUACCUCAAGCUACAUCUGAAGCCAUUGAAUACCUGCAGUCAAUUAAAACGGACAUCAAUAGAAUCUUAUUCACCGACUCACUGGUGACGACAUCAGAUACAGGCAAAGAACUAGGAGAGUUCACAGUGACUGUGGAGCCGGCAAGAAAAAGUGGCACAGAGUGUUUUUUAAUUCACGCUAACAGCCAUGGGGCAAUUGAUAAUGUACCUUGCGGGACAUCUAUCACAGCAUAUGUUUCCAAGUCUCUAGAAACUCUGGAACAACAACACCACGAGUAUGUCAAACUAAAGGACCAUCCAUUAGACAGAAAGACAUUCAUUGUACAGCAGGAUGAACAGUGCAUCAUCAAUAAAGUCAUCACACAGGGUGAAGAUGUUCAGAGAACAGCACAAACAUAUAGUAUGGACAGUAUGCAGGGAUUCAUAUCAGAAGCAUCCAAUCUACUACUGCAAAGGAUAAUGGUUAGCAAAGGGAUUCCUGAUAACAUGGUUUUUAUCUCAUUUGACUCGGAGACUAAUCUUAGUAAAGCCAGCUAUAGAGCUUUGGAGGAGCGUAAACAAACUGUUGGCGACCAUGAAAUCCAUGUUGCGGGCAUUGAACGAACUAUUCAUUCCACGCAUGAUUUGCCAACGUCCUGGCAGUCGUACUUUCUAACAGACGGACACCUGACUAGUAGAGUUCAAGUCGGAUCACCUGUCACUAUGAGGUUACUAAGGGUGCCUAGCAGGCUAGAAACUGAGGAAGACCGUGAUAAACCAGUUUUCAAAAAACAGCCACUCAACUGGGAAGAGGAUAUGCAACUUUAUUCUAAGUUCCUUGAUAGAAAGGAGGAACUCAAAGGUGACCAUGCUGUGUAUAUGAGGCACCAUCCAGAACUGAAAGCAUUACUUGCAGACUUCUUACAGUUCCUACUACUCAGGAAACCUGAUGAUGUUGUGUCUUUUGCAGCGGAUUAUUUUGCUGCUUUCUCUUCAAAAGCCCCAACAGGAAACGUGUACGCCACAUCGGCAGAUGGCAGAUAUCGCAGAAGUGCGUCACCCAGAACUCCCAUCAAGACACCAUCGAUAUAAACUUGAAACUUUCACCUUUGUGAAAAUUACCAUUAUUUUUCUUUACUUAAAGAUUUCCCUGGCUGGCCUUUCCAAGAAUUUGAACAAGAAUAUUUUUAGUGGCCACACAUGUGUGAUAAAUCUUAUUUGUAGUGUAUGCAAGGCAUGUCAAACCAGCCAGGAAAAUGUAUUAAUCCAAUCUGUUCAUUGUAUAUAUAAUAUUAAAUUGCCAACACUGAGUACUGAACACAUAAGACAUGAUUUGAUAAAAAUUUUAUGAAAAAAACAACAACUAUAUAUCAGAUGGUUUCAAUGUAAAUACUAAUUAUUAAGGUUUUGUGUGUUUUUAAUAGUUUUUUUUUGUAGUAAAAAAACAUACAUAAUUUCCAAUUCAUUUGCUCUCCAACAUGUCACUGCUUUUAAUAUAAUUUCAUCCUGAGUAGAAUGGUCUAUAUGAUGUAAUCCACUGAUGAUUUGGUAUAAAUUCUGAUUAUGCCUGGAGUUUUAUUGCCCAUUAAUACAUGCAUGCAUGUUAGCAACCCUCUUGAACGUCCUUGUUCCAAUAAUAUUUCCACAAACACUUUAUUGCUUUGGUUUGGCAUUCAAGCCUAAAGAUGUUUGUGUCUGAUUUUAGCAAUAACUGUCUGAUGUUAUUGUGAUAAUCAUUUUAACGAUCUCUGCUUUUCGCAUCCCAAAGAUCUCCUAAUGCCUAAGAAUGUUUUGACAUGAUAUAUGUGCUCUGAUAUGGCACAUUGAUACAAAGAUGCAUUUUCUCUUGUCUUUGUUUGAUAUUUUGAUCUCACAAUAUUAUCACUUAUCACACUGACUUUGAACUGGGCUAUGUCACUCGAAAUGUAAAUAUAUUAUGUAUAGGAGUGAUGUACUGACAGAGCAAGGUUAUUUUGGUCCUGGUCUGUGUUGCUAUGGCAACUGUCUCACAUGGAAAUGGGUGUAUGCCAUUCAAAACUUCAGUAAGAUUUAUGGGGUAGUUGUCUGCUGCAUGAUGCAUUGUAUUUAUGAGUCCUUGUAUCUGAGGUGAUUGAACUACAAAUGUGUGCAAAUAAAAGAAUGUUACUGGGACAAAGUGUGAUCAUAUUUAAUUUGUGGUGCUGAUACUGCAGCCAUCAUCUGAUAUGCUUGUACUAGAGACUUCGUUCUACAAAUCUUGACUGAUUUUUGCCAAUGUGGCUUGUUUGAAGGUAGAGAACCGCUCAUUGCCACAGGCCCAUUUUACACCUUAAUCUGAGGGAUUAUGCAUUUUUAAAUGCUUGAUAUUAGUCAUAGUUUUGUUUUUUAUUUGUUUAUAUAUUAUAUAUAUAAACAUUUCCUCAAGCCAAAAUUCAGCAAACUCGAUAAAUAGCCAUGGGAACGCUGCAAGUAGGCAUGUUCUUGAACACGAUGGCAUGAAGUUUCUGUACGAGUGCUUUGGCAUGUAGAACGUCUGGCAUGAGAAAUCCAUGAAUUAUGAUUAGCUAUGUCGAACAAUCCAAGUAAAUCGCAGAAAAACAAACGUUUUCUGGUUAAGUGAGAUCACAAUGAUCUGUUCAUAUUUCUACUGUUUUUGAGUAUCACUAGAUGCAUACACCAUUUAGAAUACAAGAAUAUUCAAACUGGUCUGUGGCAGAGACUGAUACUUGGAGAAUGUAGAGACUCUUACAGUCUGUUUUACACACUGCGAUCGUGUCUCUCUGGAACAGAUCUAUUCAGCACACCGGGUGGUGUUUUCACAGCUAAUCAUCAUACACCAAUGGGGAUUGUUUAUUUUCUUCAAGAUUUGACACUGAUAAAAAAAAUCUUCAAUAAAUAUCAAUACUGUUACUUU
Molecule: messenger RNA, 3140 nt
Organism: Saccoglossus kowalevskii
Lineage: Eukaryota; Metazoa; Hemichordata; Enteropneusta; Harrimaniidae
Product: ciliogenesis-associated TTC17-interacting protein-like
Biological process (GO): actin filament polymerization; cilium organization
Source: RefSeq, a predicted model, not a curated record